AAGAAACUGUAAAUAAUGUCACAGCCUACAAAUAAUGUUUUCCAUCAUCCUGAGACUGAACGAGCCGAAUCUUUCAAAGAUCAAGAAAAACUUCCUUCCGAAGGGAUCAAGCAAUUUCCUAACGGAAACAACACACCCCCUGCUGGAUAUCCUCCACGACCGCCCUUGACAAGGAUUGAUAGCAGGUCGUCCUUUCCCAUACGCCCGGGGUUUCCAAAUCCGCAACAAAUCAGACCGCCAGGUCAACAGAUAAGACCACCACCUCCAGGAACAGCUUUCAUACAAAGACCCCCAGGUGCAACGGGUAGACCUCCUUUCCAACAAGGAUUCCCAAACAAUCAGAUAAAUCAGAAUAUAAGGCUUGGGGGGCCUAAUAUAAGACCUCCUGGAGGACCUUUUCCACCUGGCGCCUUUCCAAGAGGAAUACCACCUGGGGCACGAAUUCCUAACUUGAUUCAUCAGAGAUCAGACCCCAAUUCAGAGCAUCAGAAGAUUGGAAGAGAACAUUUUACAAGAAGCCAAACCCUGGAGUCCACAGAUAUCAACAGUUCACCACCCGGAAAUGCAAAUAUGGAGAUGAAUGAGCAUGCCAACGCCAACUGGGGGAGAAGUACCCCUCCCAAAUCGGCAUCUAGUUCUUUACACUCGUCUACUACAAAUCUCAAUGAAGAUCCGUCAAGAACAUUCAGCAGAAAAAACAGUAUAGAUGAAAGGAGGCUUACAGGUUCACAAGAAAGUUUGGAAAGGAAAUCAGAACAUGAAUAUCCUUCUCGUCCAGAGUCAAGGUCCAGUUCAAGAAUGAGCCAAAUUUUGGAAAACUUCGAUGCGAAAAAUAUAAACGGUACAUCAUAUGGCGAUUCAUCCAUUCAAAGAGCAGAUUCCAGAUCAUCAAUCAAUUUGAAAGCAUCUCCUUCAGUCACAAGUUUAACGAGAGAAAAUAUUAAUGAGAAUCCAGUCAUCGAUAAACCUAAUGACAAUUUGGCCAGCAAAACUGAUAAAGAAAAAGAGAAUAACUCUCAUCAGACAGAAAGAAGUGAAGCAACCACUCCUCAAUCGCAAACGGAUAGAGGUAGUAACCUUCAGCAGACAGAAACAAGUAGAGCAUCCACUCCUCAAGCAAAAACGGAGAAAAGGAGUAAUCUCCACCAGACAGAAACAAAUAGAGCAUCCACUCCUCAAUCGAAAACAAAGAUAGAGAGUCACCUCCACCAGAGCGAAAUAAAUAAAGCAUCCACUCAUCAAACGAAAACGGAGAAAGAUAGUAACAUUCAACAGGUAGAAUCAAAUGAAUCAUCUACUCCUCAACCGAAAGCGGAAAAAGCGAAUAAUGUUGAAACGAAAAAAAAAUCGCUUCAAAUAGAGAAUUUAACGAAAGCGAAAUCUUCUGUUAAAAUAGAAGGAGAUAACGACAGCGGCGUUGACGAAUCUACGCAAGGAAAUGACCAAUCCAGCAACGGCGAUGCUAGUUCUCCAAGAAAAUCUGCUUCAAAAGCGCCGAAGAGGGUAUCUUCGGCCACACCUUCUAAAAGUAGAUCGCUAUCUAGGGAUUCCAAAUCACCAAGUUUAAAAAGUCCUGAUUCUAAUGCAACUACUCCAGGCACGACUGAAAGAAAAAAACUUCCUAUGAACAGAGUUCAGGUUGGUUCUGCUCCUUCGCCAAAUCUGAAGGAAGUUCGAUCCAAAAUCGGAUCUCUACAGAAUGCAACGCAUAAACCUGGAGGUGGUAAUAUCAAAAUUGAAACGAAGAAAAUCGAACUGAAGAAUGUUACACCAAGGAUUGAAGCUAAGAAUGACAAAUAUAUUCCCAAAGGAGGAGAAAAAAAAAUAAUAUCACAAAAGCUACAGUGGAAUGCGAAGCCGAAAGUUGGAUCAUUGGAUAACGCCAGUCACAAACCCGUUUCCAGUGGAAAAAAAAUUGAAACAAUCAAGUUAGAUUUUAAAGAAAAAGCAAAACCAAAAGUAGGGUCUAAGGAUAAUAUGAAGCAUGUUCCUGGAGGAGGUGAUGUAAAGAUAGAAACCAAAAAACUAGAAUUCAAUGUCCAGAGUAAAGUGGGGUCAAUGGAUAACGUUAAGCAUAAGCCAAAAGGUGGCGAUAAAAAGAUAUUCGAUGAUAAAGAAUAUUUAAAGCAAAUGUCCGGCAUAACCAGUGAAAACCAUUCCCUCUCAGGAUCUCAGAAUUCUCUACGUUCUCAACCAGGUGCAGCUAGUGGAGCAGAUGAAAACCUGAAUCAGCAUCAUCAGCAAUAAAGAAAUAUAAAUGUCCAAAGAUUCUAGUUCACACAUUCACUCGAGUGAGACAUAUUCUUUAUAAAAUAGAGUAAAUGAGAUGAUCACAAAUCACUAUAAGAAUUAUCAUGUAACAUUCUUCCUCUAAGAAGUACAAGGAACUGUUUAUUAAUUCUAAUUUUAAUUCAUCACUCAAAGUAAUGAAAUGAAAAUAGGGUUCUUCUGUAAAUGAAAAUUAUUUUUUCUGUAUAUCCGACAAUUCUAUUCAGUUUUCGGAAAUGAAACACGAGUUAUUGAGCAUGUGUCGUUUUCUAUAUCGGCAGUUUUGGAUCACGUGGUAACUUUAUUACUGCAAAAGUAUUUUGUUACAAUAAUCUUC
Messenger RNA from Coccinella septempunctata (seven-spotted ladybird), 2605 nucleotides. RefSeq names its product microtubule-associated protein tau-like. Gene Ontology annotation, biological process: neuron projection development; microtubule cytoskeleton organization. NCBI's taxonomy places the organism in Eukaryota, Metazoa, Arthropoda, Insecta, Coleoptera, Coccinellidae. Gene Ontology annotation, molecular function: microtubule binding. The coding region runs from base 16 to 2247 and encodes 743 amino acids. Gene Ontology annotation, cellular component: neuron projection. The record is from RefSeq and is a predicted model, not a curated record. The transcript is spliced from 8 exons.